Monopterus albus (swamp eel) is the source of this 1520-nucleotide messenger RNA. RefSeq names its product inositol polyphosphate-1-phosphatase (gene inpp1). Gene Ontology annotation, biological process: phosphatidylinositol phosphate biosynthetic process. The record is from RefSeq and is a predicted model, not a curated record. Bases 269 to 1408 code for a protein of 379 amino acids. Lineage: Eukaryota; Metazoa; Chordata; Actinopteri; Synbranchiformes; Synbranchidae. The transcript is spliced from 6 exons. Gene Ontology annotation, molecular function: inositol-1,4-bisphosphate 1-phosphatase activity.
CACCGUGCUCGCUGCAGUUACGCUCCUGGCUGAACCUUGUGGCUGUCGGCCUAGAGCACCGUCCGCCCCAGCCCUUCUUUUCUAUAGGAAACUCGCACUGACGUAAAGACACCAGAGCAGACGGGUUCCAUUAAGAGCUUCGAUACAACUGAUUUAUUGAAACGUAAGUCCAUAAAUUGUCCGCGUAGGCUGACGACUGGGCGGAGAGGAAAAGUUACCGAGACGGGCAGACGAGAGGUAAAUAGGCAGUGUGUAACCUGGGCCCGGCAUGGCUGAUCUGCUGAGGCUGCUGCUGCAGGUGGCUGAGAAAGCAGCUAACGUGGCUCGGGUCUGCAGGCAGGAGGCUCCGCUCUUUCAGCUUCUUGUGCAGGAGAAGACUGGAGAUGACAAGAACAAGAAGUUCGUCCAGGACUUCAAGACACUUGCGGACGUGGUGAUCCAGGAGAUGAUCCGACAUGAUGUUGGCGCCCAGUUCCCCGAAAUGGCUGGCUUCAUCCAUGGAGAGGAGUCCAACAAGUUUGAAAAUGGGCUUGGGGAGAACGUGACAGUCACUGUGUGCGAUACAGAGCAGCAGACUGCUGCGCUGUUGGCCACAGUGUUGGAUGGUGACCACAUAGCAGCAGCUCUGCUGGCUCGAGCCAUCCACCAGAACCCGGCUACCAUCGACGCCAGCACAGAAGGCCUGACAGUGCCGCUCAGCCCCUCAGAGCUUGGCAUCUGGAUCGACCCCAUAGAUGCCACCAGCCAGUACAUAGAGGGCCGAGAGGAGGUGCUGGAGGAGGGCCACCUGUGCCCCUCAGGUCUGCACUGUGCUCUGGUUCUGAUUGGGGUGUACCUCCGGAGCACAGGCAGGCCUGUCAUGGGUGUUAUCAAUCAGCCAUUCAACUACAAAGAUCCCACAGGUGGAGGCUGGAGGGGGAAGCACUUCUGGGGUGUGUCCUGUGGCGACAUCAAUAUCUGCUCCCUGUCCCGGCCCAGCAACAAGCCUGAAAGGGGCCAAGGUCUCGCCGUGGUGCUGAGCUCCAGCGAGAAGCAGGUGGUGAAGGAAGCCCUGACCUCUCUGUGCGGCCCCGACAAGUUGAUGUACGCCUCAGGAGCUGGCUACAAGAUCCUGUGUGUCAUUCAGGGCCUGGCAGACAUCUACAUCCUCUCAGAGGGGAGCACCUUUAAGUGGGACUCCUGCGCCCCUCACGCCUUGCUCCGAGCUCUUGGAGGUGGGGUGGUGGACCUGACUGAGACUUUACACUCCAGCUGUGGAGCACAGGAUCACCAGACAGAACUGACCUAUCACCAGCCUCACACUGAGUGUAAAGGAGCUGACCGCUGGGCUAACCACGGGGGCCUGGUGGCUUAUCGAGACUGUUCCCAGCUCCACAGCAUCAUCACAGCUCUGAGAGGCAAGCUGUAGUGAAAAGAUGUCAUCAGCACACAAGCAGUUACUGCAUAUAUGAUCAUAUUCACGUUUUCUAUAUUGGAAGAAUAAAGUUGGAGGCACAGGAGGAAAAUAUUUUAAUGAUGAA